CAUAUGUGUUUAACCGCCUUCUGCGGCCACGGUGGUUCCAGCGAACGCGGCAUGGCCACCCGGAGCUGUGGCUUGGGCGAGGCGGUGGCAGCUGCCUCCAAGACCUGCGCGGUGCAUCGAGAGGCCUACGAUCGGUGCUUCAUCCAGUGGUAUCGCUCCAGUUUCCUCAGUGGCGACUUAUCCAGUGACAGUGAUCCGUGUCGAGAAAAAUUCGACACUUAUCGCGGUUGCGUUCUGAAGGAACUCAGGGAGCAAGGUGUGGAAAAAAUUGCCCAUUUUGAAUACAAUGCAACUCCGGAGCGUGAGUUUGAUGCCUAGCGCAUGUUGUGUCGCCGUGGCUCUGACUUGCUGUUUGAUGUUUGCCCGGGCAGAUAUUUUGGAAGACUGGAUCUACCCUUUAGAAGCUGAUGUGUUUUUUGCUGGAACUUUUGAAAAACAAUGGUCGCAUUUUCCCCACAACAAAUCCCUUGUUCCCAUCACCUUGGAACACGUGGCAGAUUGGUUGGAAAGCCAGGGCCGAGACGAGGAGGUCAUAGAGACACUUGAGCAUCCAGUGACACAGAAGGCUUUUCGAUCCGACAACCCCAGUCCAGUGCAAUAUAUCCAGGAAGCAUUUUUACAGGGUCAUUCAAUGGUGAUCAAUUCUUUAAACCGAUGGUCUGAACCUGGAAAAAGGGUAGCCAAAGACUUAAAUGCAGCUGCGGAUCUACCUGUGGAUGUCUACAUGUAUUUAACUCCACCACAUUCGCAAAGCUAUGGGAUGCAUUCAGAUGUCAUGGAUGCGUUCAUGGUUCAACUGGGUGGUUCCAAAUCUUGGAAGGUCUGUGACGUGACUAGUUGGAUGGCACCGCGUGAAAGAUACGACCAGCUGCCACUGAAACUGAAUGGAACGUGUGAGGAGGUCCUAAUGCAACAAGGUGAUGUGAUGUAUUUACCUUAUGGCACCUUACACCAAGCAAGUACAUCUUCUGACUAUUCCAUGCACUUGACGGUCAACAUUGAGAGGCAGUACUAUGUUUGGUUGGCGCUGAUUUUUGCGAUGAUUCACAAAGUUGCGAAACCCGACCUGACCAUCGAAGCGUUCCUUGCCAGCAACGAGUUUGCCCCUGAUGAUGAAGAGAACGACCUCUACCGGCUGAUGCUCACGGUGUCCUCAUCGCUCCCACUGAUGCAUCGCCUGCCUGGCGGCGGCCAAGUGGGAAGGUCCUCCAGGUUGCUGCUGACUCCAUUGUGCAACGAGGAUCUACCAGCUGAGUAUCUUCCCAGCGUGAAAUCGCAAUUGAAGGAGUUGCUGACAUCUUUGCUGACGAUUCUGCCUGAGCAUGGGCCAAUGGAGGUGUUGUUGGAUGGUCGCAGGAUGCCGAUGUUGAAGCUGGUGAAACAGCUUCAGAAGAAGUCAGAGGACUUACUUCCUUGGGCUCUCCAACUGGCACGUGUCCAUUCCAUCAAACAUGCUGGGCUGCAACUGCAGAAACCUCACCUGUUUGAGUCCUUAUCUUCAGCAAGAAAGUUGCAUCAUGAGCUUUUUACACGUGCAAAACUGGACGAUUUCCCUGCAAAGAUCUCAGGGAAAGCGUCAUUUGUGCGCAGAUCCGCUUUGCGCGCCGUGUUGCUGGAUGAUGUGAUCCCAGCCAGGUUGAUUAUGAACAACCAGGUGCUUCCUGUGACUCCACAGCAGCUCUCAGCAGUCCGCUAUUGUCUGGGCCUCUACAGCGAGCUGUCUGCGCAGGGGCGACCCUUUCGGCUGAUGGAGGUGGAACGACUGGGCCAAAGCGCCAUUCAGCUACUGCAUCAGCUGAUUUUGAGCGGGGCAGUGGAAGUCAUUGCUUAAGAAAUCACUGGAAGGGAGCGGGCCGUAUUGCCAAG
Cladocopium goreaui is the source of this 1866-nucleotide messenger RNA. Lineage: Eukaryota; Dinophyceae; Suessiales; Symbiodiniaceae. The record is from the annotation of a GenBank genome assembly.